Molecule: messenger RNA, 796 nt
Organism: Acipenser ruthenus (sterlet)
Lineage: Eukaryota; Metazoa; Chordata; Actinopteri; Acipenseriformes; Acipenseridae
Product: small ribosomal subunit protein uS3mA
Exons: 4
Coding region: 212-613 (133 amino acids)
Biological process (GO): translation
Cellular component (GO): mitochondrion
Source: RefSeq, a predicted model, not a curated record
GAAACCCGAAAUAAACCUGCAGGAAAUUCUGGAUGUCUCCGACGUGCUGCAGGAUCCCCAGCAGCGCCGGGUCGUACAGAUCCGUCAUGAGCGCUUGAGAAGACAUGUCGCUGAAAGAGCCGGGGUUUAAACUCAGGGCGCUGUGAGCCGGCGCGCCGCUCUCUCCUGGUGGGAUCCUCCCUAUCGGGGCUUCCAGACCUCUGCAGCCUGCAUGAAGAACCGAGCGGCGCGGGUGCGAGUGGGGAAAGGGGACAGGCCGGUGACGUACGAGGAGGCACACCCGCCACACUUCAUCGCACACCGCAAGGGCUGGCUCUCCCAGCACACCAGUAACCUGGACGGAGAGGGGGGCGCCGCCGAGCGGACCGUCGAGGACGUGUUCGUCCGCAGGUUCCUCUUCGGAACGUUCCACGGCUGCCUGGCGAACGAAGUGGUGAUCAAGCGGCGCGGCAACGUGCUCGUGGUCUGCGCGGUCUUCCUGCAGAGACUGCCGCCCCAGAAAUUCUACUUCCUGCUGGGGUACAGCGAGACCCUCCUCUCGCACUUCUACAAGUGUCCCGUGAAACUGGAGGUGCAGACGCUGGAGGGGAGGGUCCCGUACAAGUACCUCUGAGGGGAGGGGGGAGGGGGGGGGGGCUGGACUGCGUGUUUCGCAGGUGACAGAAAGACUUUGCUCCGGUCCCUGAAAUGUGGAACUGAACCACUUCAAGCUCUCUGACCGCUUCUAAUAAAACCUGCCUGUUGGAGACUUUGCUGUUUUUUCUUCAUGUAAAUAAACCUGGAGUUGUGCAAAGGA